GCACAAUUAAAAUAUCCCUUUUACUUUGACAGCCUGGUAUUACCGAAAAAGCUUGUUGACGAGAUAAAGUAGUACGGGUUAUAAAUCGGGUGUCGUGUUGGAGCGAAAUCAACACACCUCACGAUCCCGACCUUCUGCGCAGAUUAUAUCAAAUCAAUAGAUGAGAUCAAGUAUUUGAGAACUUGGACAGUUUGUGGUUAUAUAGAAUUAUAUCGACUUUAAUGGAAUAUAAACCUACAGAAUCACCAAACUGUAUGUCGCCGAACAGAUCGGAUGGGAACGCCAGUAUGUUAAAGCGUUAAGUCAUGGAGAAUCGUCACGUGUAGCACCAUGGCCGCUAUAAAUACUGCGAACCUGGACGAAUUAUUUCAAUAUUUAAAAGAAAACAAACCAAUCACCACAGACCUUAUCCGGAAGUCUUCUGUCGAUUAUGAAAACCUAAAGGUAGCCUUGCGAAAAGAUGUAGAAGAGAAUAAGUCUGGGGACCAAAAGCCAGGCGACCUGUACAAGUGUCCGCUGUGUAAGAAGAAUAUCCCCUACCCCGUCCCACCCUACCACCAGGACAAGGAAGAGAUCGAUCGCCUUAAACAGGAACUAGACGCCAGGUCACACAAAUGUCAGCAGAUGGAAAAGCAACUCGUCACACAGGACCAACAACUCGCCCAGCUGACCAGGGUCAACAGCCAUAGAAGUUCCGGUCUGACACCGACACGGGUUGUUGAUCCAGGAGACCCGAAUCGGGCCCAGCAGAUCGGGGAAAGGUAUGAGGACCUGUAUGAUAAUGAGUGGACUGCAGCCUUCACGUUCCUGGACAACAACAUGAACUUACGUGAGGAUAAGGUUCUGGACACACUCCUCCGGAUCCUCAGGGCCGCCUACUCCUUCUGUGGUGACAUCGCGAGAGCACAGAUGAUCAACCUUGAAGGGGAGUUUUACUGUCCACUGUCCACGUGGACGGAAGACGCCCGUACAGAGUUCAUUGGCAGGAAAACAGCACUGCCUCAGAAAUCAGCAAGAAUCGCUCAACAUUACCGGAAGUCGACGUCAACGGAGUGUGUACCAGCCAUCCAAAAUGCCUUCAUUGCUCAGAUCCUGCCUGAGUUUAUGGACCCGACUUUACACAGCAAUAGACAAGUCCUGGCCUACGUUAAACGCUGUGUGGAGAUCACGUGGUACAUGGUCAUACAGGAAACCCCGAUGGUGCUCAUCAGCAAGGUCAACCGGAAGUCACAGUUUGACAGAAAUCUUUUCCGGUAUUACUCAACUCAAGGUGAUAAGUUUGAUUUUGUUGUUUGGCCGGCUCUGCUGAUGUACUUUGAUGGACCCAUUAUUGUCAAAGGCUUUGCAUACGCUUUGGAUCCGAACCAGCAUUCCAAACGUAAGAGAAAUAGAGAUGGAGACAAGUCGUGUUCCUCCCAAGGAAGAGACAAUAUUGAGGAUUCAGAACUAAACCACGGCCUUGCUGGUGGAACACCGUGGGGUUCAAACUAUUUUUCAAACGCUGGCACUCCUUCUGUUGACCUCCCGCCGCUUCCGUUGGAUCACGUGAGUCCUACGCGAAUCAGUCCAGGGAGGACAGCUCGUGAAGAACAAAAACUAACGGCAGCAUGGAAGGGCAAGAAAAAGCCGAAAGCCAAACCCUAAGUUACCUUAGACGCUAAGAACAUUUGUAUAUAAAAGAAAGCUGUAUGCAUCAAGAGGCAUAAUAGUAAGCAAACUCAGAUACCAUUAGAAUAAAGACAUUCCCUGUGUUGAAUAUGAUGAUUACAUUCUAAAUUCAGAUCGAAUCGGAAUUUUGUUUUAACUGUUUUGCCUUUUGAAGAAGUUUGCCAUCAUAAUGUGUUUUGUCAAACUUGUAUUUUGAGAUAUUGAUGUAAGAAAAGGGAAAUAGAAACAUGAUACAACAUGGAUGGCCGAUACCUGUUUUGUAAACUGAAAUACUCUGACAUGGGUAUUUAUAUUAAAUAUCUAUAUGAGGUUUUUUAUACAGAACAAGGAUGAAGAUGCCAUCUUGUUUCUGGAGGACAACAUACCAAGAACCGUAAAAACAGUUUUCUGUUAGCAACACUAAAUGAACUGGUUAUGCACAUUUUUGUCAAUCUUUCUUGCAACAUGCAGCAAACACAAUACAUUCAGUGUUCAAAUGAGAAUCUUAAUAAUUUUAAUGUAUUGUUUGUAAUAAACUGGAUAUCAUGUUUGACUCCUUAUGGAAAAGGAAAAUACAAAUUUACGUUCGCAAUUAAUUGCUUACACUUCA
This is a messenger RNA of Pecten maximus, 2257 nucleotides long. RefSeq lists its product as uncharacterized. Lineage: Eukaryota; Metazoa; Mollusca; Bivalvia; Pectinida; Pectinidae. The record is from RefSeq and is a predicted model, not a curated record.